Budorcas taxicolor (takin) is the source of this 725-nucleotide messenger RNA. RefSeq names its product Rac family small GTPase 3 (gene RAC3). Gene Ontology annotation, molecular function: GTP binding; protein kinase binding; GTPase activity. Gene Ontology annotation, cellular component: plasma membrane; cell cortex; cell projection. The coding region runs from base 87 to 665 and encodes 192 amino acids. The transcript has 6 exons. Lineage: Eukaryota; Metazoa; Chordata; Mammalia; Artiodactyla; Bovidae. The record is from RefSeq and is a predicted model, not a curated record. Gene Ontology annotation, biological process: actin filament organization; motor neuron axon guidance; regulation of cell shape.
CGCGCUCGGCUCCGGUCCGCGGCCGCUGCGGCGCCGGGCAUUUCUCCGCAGCUCGGCUCGCGGCCGCGCCCUCCCGGCCCGCGCCCAUGCAGGCCAUCAAGUGCGUGGUGGUCGGCGACGGCGCCGUGGGGAAGACCUGCUUGCUGAUCAGCUACACAACCAACGCCUUCCCCGGAGAGUACAUCCCCACAGUUUUCGACAACUAUUCUGCGAAUGUGAUGGUGGAUGGGAAGCCCGUCAACCUGGGGCUGUGGGACACCGCUGGGCAGGAGGACUACGACCGCCUGCGGCCCCUCUCCUACCCCCAAACUGACGUCUUCCUGAUCUGCUUCUCCCUGGUGAGCCCAGCCUCCUUUGAGAAUGUUCGAGCCAAGUGGUACCCAGAGGUUCGGCACCACUGCCCGCACACGCCCAUCCUCCUGGUGGGCACCAAGCUGGACCUUCGUGAUGAUAAGGACACCAUCGAGCGACUGCGGGAUAAGAAGCUAGCGCCCAUCACCUACCCCCAGGGCCUGGCCAUGGCCCGAGAGAUCGGCUCUGUCAAGUACCUGGAGUGCUCAGCCCUAACCCAGCGGGGCCUGAAGACAGUGUUCGACGAGGCCAUUCGGGCUGUGCUCUGCCCGCCUCCCGAGAAAAAGCCAGGGAGGAAGUGCACGGUCGUCUAGAGCCCCCGCUUCCGGAGGAGCAGCCCCUCCCUGCCUGUGUCUGUUGUGCUGAGAUGUGUC